CCACCCGGGGAGACUAUUUGGAUAGGAGUGGUUCCAGAGACCCUCGCUGACCAGAUUAGAGAAGAGGACAAGAGCCCCCCUCCAUCCUCCCCACCUCCCUUGUUCUCUGUCAUCCCUGGGGGCUUCAUCAAACAGCUGGUUCGAGAGACAGAGAAAGAGUCCAAAGAAGCCAGGCGAAGGAAAGAGGCAGCGCUCGCCUCCCCGGAAGCAGAGACCCCAGAAGUUCCCACUAACCAAACCAACAAGACCAACAAUGCCCCCAAGCCUGGAAGCCAGACUUCCCAGGACAGCCCAUGCACCACUCAGAAGAGCCCAGACAUUCCAGCAAGGGCUGGUGACAAGGACUCCAUGCCUGUGACCAGCAUUAGUGGGGAGACGCAGCGGGCGUCAGGCCCCACAGGAACACCUGCCAAAAGGACACUGCCCUUCAAGAGGGGCGUGAGGAGGGGUGAUGUGUUGCUGAUGGUGGCCAAGCUGGAUCCAGAGUUGCCCAAGCCAGAGCAGAAGAUCCAACCUCAUGACACCCCCACAGACAAGACCCCAGCCCCAGCCAAAGACACUGGAGGGCCAAAGAAAGGGGCAACCACGGGGACUCCCUGUGGCUCCCAGGCCCUUGUGCCCGAGAAAACAAAGACUGGGGUUGUUGGUGACACAGGCCAGGGCACAAAAGGUGGGAAGUGUCAGGGUACAGAUGGGAAGGGGAGCCAGGACCCCCAGACCAACAGGCAAAAAGAAGAUGAGUCCCAGAGCACAGAGGAGCAAGGGACCAGGGCCCAGACCCAGGGGUCAGGAAACAAGGGACAACUGGGAACAGCAGAGAAAGGAGGGGAUUCCCCAAAGAAGAUGGAAAGGGGGAAUGGGCCCAAGGAGGCAGGGGCUGAAGUGAGACCCAUUGAGCCUCCAGUCCCCAUAAGGAAGUGGGGAGGCUCCCGGGGCCAAAGGAGCAAGGGGGAUGGUCCUCAGAGCAAGAAUAGAGAAAGUGAAUCACGAGGGAGUAGGGAUGAGAAGAUGGGAGCCCUGCCAAGCCCAGCAGGAGACAGGAGCUGUGUGCAGCCAGCAGAGCCUGGGAGGCAGCAGCAGGAGGCUCCAGGGAAGGUGGAAAAGGCAGGGAGACCUCAGAAGAAGCCUGUGGCACCAGGGAAAGCCUGGGAACCCCCCGGUGUGGCAGCAGUGACUCAGAGUCCCGAGGAAAGCUCCAAGGCCCCAGAUGGGAUACCCACAGAGGAAGCAAGGAGGAAGGCCCAUCCAGAAAGCAGGGUGCCGGGGGCCCAGGAGCCCCGUGCACACACAGAGGAAGAAGUGAAUGUCGUGGAGCCUCAGGCGGAAGGCGACAUAGAGUCUGUUCCCAAGACCAGCGUGGAAAAGCCUUCUAUGCAGAGGCCUGGAGAGGAGGAGCUGGUCCUGCAGGACCCAGGCAGAGGGGGUCAGAGCGGAGACUCUGACCAGGCCUCCGGGGAUAGGUGGUACGAAGCACAGAAAGUCUGGCUGGUGCAGAAGGACGGGUUCACACUCGCAACAGUGCUCAAACCAGAUGAGGGGACAGCUGACCUGCCACCGGGAAGGGUGCGGCUUUCUAUCGACGCUGACAGGACUGUCACUGAGGUGGAUGAGGAGCAGGUUCAUCGAGCCAACCCCUCCGAGCUGGACCAGGCUGAGGACCUGGCGUCCCUGGUCAGCGUCAACGAGUCCAGCGUCCUAAACACGCUUCUGCAGCGCUACCAGGCUCAGCUGCCACACACCUGCUCGGGCCCCGACCUGAUCGCCCUGCAGCCCCAGAUGACCACAGUGGCCUCUGCGGGGAAGGUACCCCGAGGGCGCCAGGAUGGCCUGCGCGCCCAUGUCACAUCCCUGGCCCAGCGUGCCUACUGGGCACUGCUGAGCCAGCGGAGAGACCAGAGCAUCGUGGCACUGGGUCGGAGUGGGGCUGGCAAGACCACCUGCUGUGAGCAGGUCCUGGAGCACCUGGUGGGCUUGGCAGGGAGUGUGGACAGCACAGUGUCAGUGGAGAAGCUCCAGGCCACCUUCACUGUCCUCCGGGCCUUUGGCUGUGUCUCCACUGGCCACAGCUGUAAAGCCACCCGCUUUGCCAUGGUGAUGUCCUUGGACUUCAAUGCCACAGGCCGAGUCACAGCCGCUCAGCUCCAGACGAUGCUCCUAGAGAAAGGCCGUGUGGCCCAGCAGCCACAAGGGGAAGGCAACUUUGAAGUUUUCUCUCAGCUGCUGGCUGGACUGGACGCAGAUCUCAGGACGGAGCUGAACCUGCAUCAGAUGGCAGAGAGCAGUGCUUUCGGCAUGGGCGUGUGGUCCGAGCCUGAAGACAAGCAGAAGGCAGCAGCUGCGUUUUCCCAGCUCCGGGGUGCCAUGGAGCUGCUGGGCAUCUCAGAGAGCGAGCAGCGAGCCAUUUGGCGGGUGCUGGCGGCCAUCUACCACCUGGGUGCCGCAGGGGCGUGCAAAGUGGGCCGGAAGCAGUUCAUGCGGUUUGAGUGGGCCAACCAUGCCGCCGAGGUCCUGGGCUGUGAUUAUGAGGAGCUGAAUACCGCCACCUUCAAGCACCACCUACGGCAGAUCAUCCAGCAGAUGACGUCGGGGCCUCAGCACCAGGGCCUGGAGGACAGGGAAGCCUGCUCAGGGCUCAAGAUGACGGGUGUGGAGUGUGUGGAAGGGAUGGCUUCCGGCCUGUACCAAGAGCUGUUCGUGGCUGUGGUCUCCCUCAUCAACAGAUCUUUCUCCUCCCACCACCUGUCUAUGGCUUCCAUCAUGGUGGUUGACUCUCCAGGCUUUCAGAAUCCUCGGCACCAGGGCAAGGAGCGGGCGGCCACCUUCGAGGAGCUGUGUCAUAAUUAUGCCCAGGAGCGUCUGCAGCUGCUGUUCUACCACAGGACCUUUGUCUCUACGCUGGAGCGAUACCAAGAGGAAGGCAUUUCCGUGCCCUUUGACCUCCUAGAGCCCUCCCCAGGAACUACGGUGGCUGUUGUGGAUCAGAACCCCUCCCAGGUCCACUUACCAGCAGGAAGAGGUGCCGAGGAAGCUGGGGGCCUUUUCUGGGUCUUAGAUGAAGAAGUCCGGGUAGAAGGCUCCAGUGACAGCGUGGUACUUGAGCGUCUGUGCAAAGCCUUUGAGCAGAAGGCAGCUGGGGCUGAAGGGCCCCCCGCACUCAGGACCUGUGAGCAGCCCCUUCAGUGUGAGCUUUCCCAUCAGCUGGGGCGGGAUCCUGUGCGCUAUGACCUCACAGGCUGGCUUUGCAGAGCCAAGCCUAACCUGUCAGCUCUGGAUGCCCCCCAGGUCCUGCAGCAGUCCAAAAGGGAGGAGCUGCAGCGCCUCUUCCAGGCCCGGGCCAAGCUGCCUCCUGUGUGCCGGGCUGUGGCGGGGCUUGAGGGCACCUCUCAGCAGGCUCUGCACCGGAGCCGCGUGGUGCGGAGGGCCUUCGCCAGCGGCCUUGCUGCCGUGAAGAGGAAUGCUCCCUGUGCCCAGAUCAAGCUGCAGAUGGAUGCUCUCAUCAGCUUGCUGAGCCGGUCUCGGCUGCACUUCAUCCACUGUCUUGUGCCAACCUCAGUGGAAAGCAAGGCUGGGCUGGGAACUCCAUCACUGCCACAGCCUGGUGGGGACCAAGGUGGAGCCAAUGAGCCCCCAGCUCUGGAUAUCCCAGCACUGAGGGUUCAGCUCGCAGGCUCUCAUAUCCUGGAGGCAUUACGACUGCACAGGGCAGGUUAUGCCGAACACAUGGGGCUAGCUCAGUUCCGCCGUCGGUUCCAGGUGCUGGAACCUCUGCUGCUGAAGAAGCUUGCCUUGACCCCCGAGGGAUUAGAUGAGAGAAAGGUGGUAGAGGAACUCUUGCAGACCCUGGAUCUUGACAAGAAAGCAGUGGCCGUGGGGCACAGCCAAGUUUUUCUCAAGGCGGGCAUAGUCUCCAGGCUGGAGAGGCAACGAGAAAAGCUUGUGUCCCGGAACAUCGCUCUCUUCCAGGCAGUGUGCAGGGGCUUCCUGUCUCGCCAGGAAUGUAAGAAGCUGAAGAUCCGUAAGCUGGCUGCACAGUGCAUCCAGAAGAACCUGGCUGUGUUCCUGGAGGUCAGGGACUGGCCGUGGUGGGGGCUUCUGGCGUCUCUCCGGCCCCUGCUGAGUUCCACUCUUAGCACGGAGCAGCUUCGAGCCAAGGAGGAGGAGCUGAUGCUGCUGAGACAGAAGCUGCAGAAGUCGGAGAAGUCGAGGAGUGAGCUCAGACAGAGCACAGACCUGCUGGAGAGCAAGAUCACGGACCUGACCUCAGAGCUUGCUGAUGAACGCUUCAAGGGUGACGUGACCUGCCAGGCACUGGAGAGCGAGCGGGCCGAGAGGCUUCAGGCCCUCCGAGAGGUUCAGGAGCUCAAGGCUAAAUACCAGCAAGCGCAGGAUGCCUUGGGGGAGGUGCAGAAGCAGCUGGAGGAGGCACAGCAGAGGAGCCAGCAGGCCACCUUGGAAGAGAAGCAUGCAGGAGGAGCGGACGAGUGGCAGAUGCGCCUGGACUGCGCUCAGAUAGAGAACGACUUCCUGAGGAAGCGCCUUCAGCAGUGUGAGGAGAGGCUGGACUCGGAGAUGAAGGCUCGGGCAGAGCUGGAGCAGAAGCUCGGGGAGCUGCAGACUGCCUAUGAGGAGGCCAAGAAGAUGGCUCACCAGCUGAAGAGGAAGUGCCACCGCCUCACGUGGGAGUUGGAGGACACUCGAGUGCUGCUGGACAACCAGCAGAGCAGGAACCACGAGCUGGAGAAGAGACAGAAGAAGUUUGACUUACAGCUGGCCCAGGCACUGGGGGAGUUGAUGUUUGAGAAGAGCCUCAGGGAGAAAGUAAGCCAGGAGAACAGUGGGGUGCGCUGGGAGCUGGGCCAGCUACAGCAGCAGCUGGAGCAAAAAGAGCAGGAGGCUUCAAAGCUGAAGCAGGAGGUGGAAAAGCUACAGGGCCAGAAGCAGGAGCUGUUAGGCUGUGCCUCUAUAGGGGAGCAAGGCGUGGCCAGCCUGAAAGAAAGGGUCUGGGAACUGGAGUCCAGCGCCCUUGAGCAAAAGAAGGUCCACAGCCAGCAGGAAAACACCAUCAGGCAGCUGGAGCAGCUUCGCCAGCGGUUUGAGUUGGAGAUUGAGCGGAUGAAACAGAUUCAUCAGAAGGACCGUGAGGACCAGGAGGAAGAGCUAGAGGAUGUGCGUCAGUCCUGCCAGAAGCGGCUCCGUCAGCUGGAGAUGCAGUUGGAGCAGGAGUAUGAGGAGAAACAGGUGGCCCUGCACGAGAAGCGUGACUUGGAAGGCUUGAUUGGAACGCUGUGUGACCAGAUUGGCCACCGUGACUUUGAUGUAGAAAAGCGUCUCCGCAGAGACCUCAGGAGGACACAUGCUUUGUUGUCUGAUGUCCAGCUCCUUCUGGCUACGAUGGAAGAUAGCAAGACGUCAGUCAGCAAGGAAGAGCUGGAGAAGGUGCACAGCCAGCUGGAGCAGAGCGAGGCCAAGUGUGAGGACGCAUUGAAGACCCAGAAGGUGUUGACUGCGGACCUGGAGAACAUGCACAGUGAGCUGGAGGACAUGACCCGGAGCAAGAGCCUGGUAGACGAACAGCUGUACAGGCUGCAGUUUGAGAGGGCGGACCUCCUGAAACGCAUCGACGAGGACCAGGAUGACCUGAAUGGCCUCAUGCAGAAGCACAAGGACCUCAUUGCCCAGUCUGCUACUGACAUCGGGCAAAUUCAGGAGCUGCAGUUGCAGCUGGAAGAAGCCAAGAAAGAGAAGCAGAAGCUGAGGGAGCAGCUGCAGGUGGCCCAGCUUCGCAUCCAGCACCUGGAGCAGUCCACGGUGGACCGCGCCAUCGUCAGCAGGCAGGAGGCUGUCAUCUGUGACCUGGAGAACAAGACAGAGUUCCAGAAGGUGCAGAUGAAAAGAUUUGAGGUCCUGGUAAUCCGCCUUCGGGACAGCCUGAUUAAGAUGGGUGAGGAGCUGUCCCAGGCAGCCAAGUCGGAGGCCCAGCAGCGGGAAAACAGCCAGUAUUACCAGCGGCGCCUGGAGGAGCUGAAGGUGGAGUUGCAGGAGGUGGUGCAGCGGGAGGAGGAGGCCAGCCGGCACUGCAUGGAGCUGGAGAAGUAUGUGGAGGAGCUGACAGCUGUGAGGCAGACACUGCAGACAGACCUGGAGACAUCCAUUCGGCGCAUCGCAGACCUGCAGGUGGCCUUGGAAGAGGUGGCGUCGAGUGACAGUGACGCAGAAAGUGUCCAGACAGCAGUGGACUGUGGUGGCGGCAGCAGGAAAGAGGAGGACAACGCCUCUGUCAUCAGCUCCCAGCCAGAGGGCAGUCUGCAGUCCUGGAGGAGCUGUUCCCUCUCCCUGGCCACAGACCCCUCUGAGAGGAGCCUCUUUCGACAGUCAGGACAGUCAGCCAUCAGCAGCGCUCUCCACAGCCCCAGGAUAAGUGAAGAGCCUGAGAGGCUGAGACGGGCGUCAUCGGCACUGAGUGGAGCCUGGGAUGCUCCCGGAGAGACCUCGAGGGAUGGGGAAGGCUUUUCCCUCCACAGGAAAACCCCUCCGGAGAGACCGGGUCCUCUGCCCUCGCCUCCCGCUUCUCGGAGCACGGCUGCGUCACCCCUGUCCAGGGACAAGCUGCCCAGCCCGUCAGCCGCUCUCUCGGAGUUUGUGGAAGAGCUCCGCAGGAAGAGGGCCCAGAGAGGCCAGGGUUCUAGCCUGCACCUCGGGGAUGGACCCACGCUGCCCAUUUUCCAGACCACCGGGGCCUCCUCGCUUAGGAGGGGCAGGGCCAGCAGCGAUGAGGGAGACCUUUCCCUGAGGACUGAGACAAAAUCACCUCUAGGGGCAGAGUGGAACCCCAGGGCCACAGCUGGCCUCUCCCGGUCCACCAGUCUCAAGUGUGUGUCCUCAGAGCUGCCUGACAAACAGCAGGCACGGUUCAGUUCCUGUGAGUCCCUCUUAGACUCAGGCCCCGGCGUAAGGAGAAAGCUGAGCUCCCCCGUGGCCUUCAGGGACCCACUCUCAUCGCCUACGCUGCGGCCCAGGAGGCCGUGUCUGGAGUCCACUGUGGAAGACGCGGGCUGCCCCGACCUUGGGAAGGAGCCUCUGGUCUUCCAGAACCGCCAGUUCUCUCAUCUGAUGGGGGAAACUCUGGACAGCGACCCUUUCAGCUGGAAGCUUCCGAGCCUCAACUACAGACGCCAGACCAAAGUGGACUUUGACGACUUCCUCCCGGCCAUCAGGAAGCCCACCACUCCUCUGUCCGAGGCUGCUGAAGACGGGAAGGAGGCCUCAAAGCAGCCAAGCGUCCACUUUGAGACGGAAGAGGCUGACUGCUCCUUUCUCAAAACCAUUUUGAAAAAGAGCCCGGAGUCCAGGGAGGAGCCCGCUCAUCUCUCUGACUCCUCCUCAUCCUCCAGCUCCGUCGUGUCCUUCAAAAGCACAGGCAGCAUCAAGAGUGGUCCAAGAGUCCCGAGACUCCAAGGGGACGGUGGUGAGCGCGUGUCGCCAGAGCAUGGAGAGCCUGGCCCCGGGAGGAAAGGUGAUGAUGUUGAAAGCAUCAUGAGGAAGUAUCUCCAGCAGUAGGAAGACACUGCAGCUGCUGUCAGAGACUGCCGACUCCAAGGCUUGGAGGAGAGAGAGAGAGGGGCCCCAGUCUCCCGGGGCCUGCCGUCCAGAGCCAGACAACAUGGCCACCGUCAAGAUGUGGGAUGGGCCCAGGGAGACGUGUCCCAGCAGGUCACCAGGCUGUGCACAUGCUUGGUCCGUACGGAAUAAAGCUGACUUCCCCGGA
This is a messenger RNA of Psammomys obesus (fat sand rat), 7765 nucleotides long. It is a transcript of the gene Myo18b, whose product is annotated as myosin XVIIIB. The annotation marks the transcript as partial. Gene Ontology annotation, molecular function: ATP binding; cytoskeletal motor activity; protein binding. Gene Ontology annotation, cellular component: myosin complex. Lineage: Eukaryota; Metazoa; Chordata; Mammalia; Rodentia; Muridae. The record is from RefSeq and is a predicted model, not a curated record. The transcript is spliced from 43 exons.